Schistocerca cancellata (South American locust) is the source of this 2028-nucleotide messenger RNA. Its product is annotated as cationic amino acid transporter 3-like. Gene Ontology annotation, molecular function: amino acid transmembrane transporter activity. Gene Ontology annotation, cellular component: plasma membrane. NCBI's taxonomy places the organism in Eukaryota, Metazoa, Arthropoda, Insecta, Orthoptera, Acrididae. Bases 60 to 1892 code for a protein of 610 amino acids. The transcript is spliced from 14 exons. The record is from RefSeq and is a predicted model, not a curated record. Gene Ontology annotation, biological process: amino acid transport; transmembrane transport.
UUUCACAUCAAGUGUGCAACAUAUUUCAGCCCUAUUCAUUAGCAGCUACAGAUUUCAAGAUGUUUCCAUCUUUAGUGAAGAAAAUGACUAAAAAAAAGCAGUUUAAUGACACCAAUAUUUCUCAGAGUAGUCUAGCAAGAGUACUUACACUUUUUGAUCUCAUUGCACUGGGUGCUGGCAGCACACUUGGCCUUGGUGCAUAUGUCGUGUCUGGAUCUGUGUCAAGAAAUGAAGCUGGUCCAGCAAUAGCAAUCUCAUUUUUCAUUGCAGCUGUAGCAUCAUUGUUGGCAGGUUUGUGUUAUGCCGAGUUUGCAGCUCGAGUUCCUCGUGCAGGAUCUGCCUACAUUUACAGUUAUGUUACUGUAGGUGAAUUUAUAGCCUUUCUCAUAGGUUGGAAUCUCAUUCUGGAAUAUGUGAUAGGUGCAGCUAGUGUAGCCAGAGGUCUCACUGGAUAUAUUGACUCAUUAGUAAAUAAUUCUAUUUCAAAUGCUUGCAGGCAAGCAAUGCCAAUUAAUAUUGACUUUUUAUCUGAUUAUCCAGACUUUUUGGCAUUUGGACUAACUUUUCUCCUCACAGUUCUUCUGGCGUUUGGUGUGAAGGAGUCAUCAAUCAUUAGCAACAUAUUGGGUGUAGCUAAUAUUGGUGUUUUAACUUUUGCCAUCAUUGCCGGUGCAUUGAAAGGUGACAUAGAUAACUGGCAAAUACAAAAGAAUGAAAUACCUGACAGUUAUAAUGGUGGUGAAGGUGGAUAUGUACCAUUUGGAAUUGCUGGAAUUAUCAAAGGAGCAGCAACUUGUUUUUACGCUUUUGUUGGCUUUGAUGCUAUAGCUACAACAGGAGAGGAAGCUCUAAAUCCGAAGCGAAACAUUCCUUUGUCUAUUAUAAUCUCGCUGUUUAUUGUCUUUUGCUACUACUUUGGAAUUUCAUCAGUGCUUACCCUCAUGCUUCCAUACUACCAACAGGAUACGAGUGCCCCACUAUCAUAUGCAUUUCAAGAGGUUGGUUGGGACUGGGCAGCAUGGAUCGUGAGUGUGGGAGCAAUAUUUGGUCUUGGAGCAAGCUUCCUUGGAGCAAUGUUUCCACUUCCACGGAUAAUCUAUGCUAUGUCUGAGGACCGUUUGCUUUUUCCAUUCUUGGGAAAGGUACAUCACAGAUUUAAAACUCCUUUCAUUGGAACCAUUUGUGCUGGAAUUAUCACUGCUUUUAUGGCACUCAUCUUCAACGUGGAUCAGCUAGUUAGCAUGCUAUCAAUAGGAACAUUGACAGCAUAUUCUAUGGUCUCUGCAUGUGUGCUACUGUUAAGGUAUACAGGAGAAACUGAAGACCAUCUACAAAUUGAGGAGAAAGAUGCUGGGAAACAAAACACAGAUUCAGCUGAAGGAACCAGAAUUAAACAAUCAAAUAUUAUAGCUACUGGGAGACAAAUACUAAACAUCGACAAAUUUAAAAGGCCAACAAAAUUGUCAACAAAAAUUGUUGCAUAUGAAAUUGCGUUAUAUUUGAUCCUGUGCAUCCUGACAUCCCAGCUUGUGAUACAAGCAGGCUCAUCUAUUGAAGCAGUAGACCCAUUGGCCAUAUCAGGUCUCAUUAUUGUUUUACUGUGUAUUGUCUGUAUAUUGAUUUCCAUUGGACGGCAACCAGUGUCAGAAAAGGAAUUAACUUUUAAGGUACCAUUUAUACCAAUUCUGCCUGCAAUAUGUAUUUUUGUCAACACUUAUUUAAUGAUGAUGUUGGAUGUAUUCACAUGGAUCCGAUUUGGUGUAUGGCUCAUUAUAGGGCUCUUGAUUUACUUCACCAUUGGUUACUGUAUCAGUGACCCAAAGGACAAAAACACAAAUGAUGUUACUGCACAGGGGCUGGAUAAUUUGGCAUACACGGAAAAUGCUGAAUGAGCUCUCUUGCUGCUACAAUAAUGUGACAUAUAUAUGUAUAUACAGUAACUGGAUAAACACAAUUCAUCAUGGAUAAAAAAUCUUUGUAGCUUGCGUGCUUCUAUCUGUAUUUGUUUUUUAUUAAUUUGUAAUGUUG